AUGGCUGUAGAGAAGACAUCACAAGAUCCUCCCAAAGUGGCCUCUAUCGAUGAGGAUGAAGCAUGGAUGGACGCUGAUGAAGAAGAAGUAGAAAGAGCAAUAGGCGAGAUUCACAAAGGUCGUCUUCAAUCUUCUGCACGCUCUUCCAAAGACGGAAGAAGAUCCUCAGUGAUACAGAAUGUUCGCCGUGGCUCCGUCAUUAUGAUGGAAGCUAUCGGCAAGAAGAAAGACUGGGUGAAGGAAGGAAUUUCGAAGCUAAUGGGGGAAGACUAUUCCAAGCGAGAAGCAGCAUUUGUUCUCUUUGUCGGAGCUCUAAUUGCCUUUAACAAUGGAUACGUCAAUGGAGCCUGUCUUUCUGGUCUCGUUUCGCCCAACAACACCAAGAAAAGUAUUGCUGGAUUCACAAGCAAGUACACUCGCUCUGCAGUAUACCUCGCGGACAAUGAAUUCGAAGAAGUGGGCGCACAAGUUAGUCUCAUUGCAAGCUACUUUUUGGGUUCGUUCUUGUCGGGAUUAUUGACGCCCAACGCAACUCCCUACAGACUUGAGCCUACCUACGGUCCAACCUUUUUGAUUGGCGGUCUCUUUCUCACCGCAGCGAGUAUUCUGUCUGCAAAAGGAAAAGGAGAUCCCUAUAUCUUUUGCCUGGCAGCGGCAGCUGCGGGUAUUCAGAACGGUAUUGCCUCCAUCUUCAGUUCCAAUCUGAUUCGGUGUUCAUUGACAGGAUCGACAACAGAUAUGGCCAUUACUCUUGGGCAAGUCAUAAGGGGCAACCGAACGAAAGUAUGGAAAGCCAUGGUCCUCUUGCUGCUUGUGAUUGCUUUCUGGUUGGGCGGAUUGAUCUCCUUUUACGCAACGAGACACUUUCGAAAUUAUUCUCUUUACUUCAGCGCUGGUCUUUUCUUUUUCAUCGGAGUUUCCCUAGUGAUGUUCCUUGUGAAAGAACAUAGUGUGUCUGUGAAGGACGCAAUUCUGGGAACCUGGGAGAUCACCCAGAGCAUGCGGCAUAAAAUGGAAUGGCCGCUGAAACCAGAUCAUCACCAUAAAAAUUCUGAUGUUUCUAAAGUGUGA
Messenger RNA from Cylindrotheca closterium, 1071 nucleotides. The record is from the annotation of a GenBank genome assembly. NCBI's taxonomy places the organism in Eukaryota, Bacillariophyta, Bacillariophyceae, Bacillariales, Bacillariaceae.